AGCACCAUGGCCAUGAGCAGUGGGCAGCCAGUACCCUCCCUGACCCAGGAGAUCCUUGGCCACCUGGGCCUUGCCAGCAAGACGGCAGCGUGGGGAACACUGGGCACCCUCAGGACCUGCCUGAACUUCAGCGUGGACAAGGACGUGCAGCGGCUGCUGAGGGCCAUCGCGGGCCCAGGGGUGGACCGCAGCACCAUUGUGGAUGUGCUGACCAACCGGAGCAGAGAGCAAAGACAGCUCAUCUCUAGGACCUUCCAAGAGCGCACCCAGCAGGAUCUGCUGAAGUCCCUGCAGGCAGCACUCUCCGGAGACCUGGAGAGACUUGUAGUGGCUCUGCUGCAGCCUGCAGCCCAAGUCGAUGCCCGGGAACUGAGGACAGCCUUGCAGGCCUCCUCAGGUCCUGCUAAAGAUGUGGCCACAGAAAUCCUUGCCACACGAGCCCCAGCCCAGCUGCAAGAGUGCCUGGCAGCCUACAAGCAUGAUUUCCAGACAGAGGUAGAGGAGGACAUCAAGGUUGAGACCAGCGGCGUGCUGCGGGACCUACUGCUGGCCCUGGCCAAGGGGAGUCGCGAGGGCUACUCAGGGAUUAUUGACUACAACCUAGCCGAACAGGACGUCCAGGCCUUAAAGCAGCCGGCAGGACCCUGCUCCGAGGGGACGUGGGUCAUCAUCCUCACCCAGCGGAACCUGGAGCACCUCCGCCGAGUGUUUGAACUUUACCGGCAGCGCACGGGGCAUGAGCUGGAGGAGGCUGUCCAGACCCGUUUCCAUGGAGACUCCCAGGUGGCCCUGCUAGGCCUGGCCUCAGUGAUCAGGAACACUGCGCUGUAUUUUGCUGAGAAGUUACACCGAGCCUUGCAGGAACCCGAGCCCAAUUAUCAGGCCCUGAUGCGCAUCCUCAUCUCCCGAAGUGAAACCGACCUGUUGAGCAUCCGCGCGGAGUUCAAGAAGAAAUUUGGGAAGUCCCUCUAUUCUUCCUUGCAGGAUGCUGUGAGGGGCGACUGCCGCUCAGCGCUUCUGGCCCUGUGUAGGGCGGAAGACUUGUGAGACCUUGCUGUCCCCAACUGCACCUGGCGUGUCACCCUGCAAGUGGUGAAGUCCACGGGAGACCAACAGGGCCCUCCCUCCUGAGAACCACCAACUCCAGCUUCUUGCUGUGGCUGGAACCCUGCCUUUUCUUGAAAUCUCUCCAUCCACCUUGUUUCUACCCAGGCCCUCGGGCUCUGUCUUAGCUGUGGGGGUGAUGGGCACCUCUCGGAUCCAUCCUGGCUAUGUCUCUUUCUCAUCCCCCUGCCAGAAACUCUCCCUGGCUCGCACACUCUUGAGGCAAAUGGCACUGUUGUUUGUGUGCCCUGCUUGAAGCCUGGGUGGAGCAGGACGCGGCCAGGAAGCAGGUUUGAAGCGGAGGCCCCUUUGAUGUGCAUGUUGGAAUCCCCGUUUUGGCCCCAGAGCUGCAGUUAUCCACAGGCUCCCGCCCUGGGCCUCCCUGCAUCCUCAUUAUUUUCUCUUCCCCAGGAAAUUUCAGGCAAAAUAAAAAAGGAGCAGGCAGCAAA
This is a messenger RNA of Ochotona curzoniae (black-lipped pika), 1553 nucleotides long. It is a transcript of the gene ANXA9, whose product is annotated as annexin A9. The record is from RefSeq and is a predicted model, not a curated record. NCBI's taxonomy places the organism in Eukaryota, Metazoa, Chordata, Mammalia, Lagomorpha, Ochotonidae. Gene Ontology annotation, cellular component: cytoplasm. The coding region runs from base 7 to 1047 and encodes 346 amino acids. Gene Ontology annotation, molecular function: calcium ion binding; calcium-dependent phospholipid binding. The transcript has 12 exons.